CAUACGUUCAAGAGACAACUGCCCUUUUGACAUGGGCAAGAGGCUUUCAUGGAGGAUCUAAUCAAACUGUUAAAAUUGAAACCAGUCGUGAUAGGACAAGUUGGACGAUGACACUUUCACUACCUCAGGGGACGCUGGAGGACACUUUGCCAGUAAACACGACAAUAACUGAACUUGCCCCAGGCACUCUGUAUUAUCUCAGGAUGUUUUCUGUCAAUGAGGACGGCACAAGCUCAAAAACGGGAUUGUUGAACUUUACAACUAAAGGUUAGAUACUAGUUAGAUAUCAAUGUAUGGCAUGGCAAUUGUGUAAUUGCUUUAGUUUGGAUUGACGUUAAUUGAUAGAUUGUGUAUGCACGAAGCUCACACGAAUACACACAUUGGGAUAGCAAAUUACAGUAUGUCGAUCUGAAGUUCAGAUUACUUUCACAAAAUUGUUUCCGUUCAAUAAUUAUAGCUAAGUGUAACAAAUCGUAAUAACACUUAUGAUGUAUCAAGUUGAAAUGGAAACGUACAAGUAGAUUGCUUGUCGAAUAAAUGAGUAAUACAAUCAAGGUCACUGAUACUUUAAAUAGAAACAACCGAUUUAUUUUCGAUCGAUUAGGAAUGAAGCAAAAUGAUAUAAUUUAAUUUGUUACAAAUAAAUAUGGAAACGUACAUUGCUGUUGAAUUGAUUGUCAAGGCCAAGGACAAUGUUGUUGAAAAUGAAACAAACGUUUUCCGCUAUAUAACAACAUUAAUGAGUAACGUGUAGUGAUGAACUUGAUACGUAGCAAGCUUAUCUGGAAACGUACCUUUCGAUUGUAUUUGGGGUAUGUUGGGUCUAGCAGUCUGUAUUUUUUAUUUCUAAAAGCUUAUCAUUGAAAUUGUUUUGUCACAUUGGUGCAUGUCUAGUUUAUUUCACAAUUUCAGUAAAUGAAUGUUAACAGUCAUAUCAAAUAGUGUUAUGUUUAAUAUCCCUGUCGCAUCGCAAUGCAUAGACUGCAACAGGGAUAAAAACAUAACAGUUGGUGACCGUUAGAGGUAACAGAACAACUUUGUGAAAAUGACCGAAGUAUUUGAUCCGACUGUUUCAAUCAUUGAUGCAUAAAAGUAAAUAAAUGUUCUAAGUGGGAUUUUUCAGUUGCUGGUUUUUGUAUAACGUAUAUGAAUAAUCAAUUGGAAUUAACAUUUGUAUGAUCUGACUGUUUAAAUCCUAGAUAUAUAAAUGUACAACAGGGUUCCUAGUUUUAUCAGCUGGUUGUUACUGUAAAUUGUAUAUGUAUUUUCAAUGCAACAAUUUGAAAUUAUUCCAAAAACCGAACUUAUUAUUAUAUAUGUUGCGAUAUAAUAUGCAUGCACACAAUUACAAUAGACACAUUCAUUUGAAUAUAUUUAAAAGUCACAAAUACUACUCUGGAAAUAUAUAAUAACAUAUCAUGAUAAUCUCUUAAAAUGUAAUGUGCUUUAAUAAUCAAAUCGACAUCACUGUAACAGUUCGGUUUUUGUAUUCAUGACAUGUAGCUUAAAUAAACAAAAAGUAUAAUAGUCCAAUGUAAACUAUAGAGGCAAGCCACAUAUAUAUGCGCUUAUACAUAGGCUACUUUACAUAUAAACAUAUUUGUACCGUAUUUUUGCAAUUAACUGGUUAAUAGGGAGGCGUUGUACUCACGAUGUCAUUGACAAAAUAAAUCAAAACAAACGGCAAAUUGAUUAGGCAGUAUAUAUAUUGUGUACACUGUACAUGGAUUUUGAAACCAUUAUAAAAAUGGUAGCCGCAAACUUGUUUAUUCAGUUAUAACUGAAAGUAUUGUUGAACAACUCCUGACAUAGAGUUAAUAAAUACCAUUCACACGCCCUUACUUAACUUUAAUUUAUUUUGCACGAGAAUAUAAUAAAGGGAGAUAGAUAUUUGCUAUAUUUUGAACAACAAUAUUUGAUAAAUUAAAAGGUUUUGUGACGGUUCUCUCAAAUCAAACAAUUAACAUUAGAUAUACAUCAUGUUAUAAGGAAUAGAGUCUCAUCUUCUGUGAGUUAUGCUAAUCAUGAUCAUUACGUUUGGUGACAACAAUAGCGUUAUAAUAACUGUUUUAAUAUUCACAUUUUUGAUAUUAUUUUCAACUAGUUAUUGCCAUUAUGUUUACGCUAAUAAUCCUUCGUUUGUUCUUCACGGUGGAGUUAUGCAUGUAACGGAUGUGUCGGAUGACAAGGCGUCUGAAGCAAUAUUGAUCGGGGAGGUAACUGGGUCUGUUUUAUCGAUGGUCGCCAUUGCCGCGAUAAUCAUUGGUGUUGUUGUGUGCAAGAAGUAUCAGCUCGUCAUAUUGUGCAUAGAAAGGAAAGGCGACGACAAUUCCGGACAUGAGGAUAGGACGGGUACUGAAAGCCCAGAACAUCACGGACUUUCUAUUUACGAGUCAGUUGACCCUAAAGGUGAAGAAGCCACGUAUUCAGAGUUAGACCGAAAUCAGGCGCGGACGGCCACUGAAAGUCCAGAACAUAUCGGACUUCCUAUUUACGAGUCACUUAAGUCUAAAGCUAAAGACGCCACGUAUUCAGAUUUAGCCCGAGAUCAGGCGCGAAUUACACCUUAUUGCACACAUUCGAAGCAAGUGGAGGGUGUUCUGCGAACUUAUAUGAACGUUGACGUUUAGAAUUCACCAACUGCACAUAAUACACACACGUACAAGAACAUCGUGUUUGCAGGAGUGCUUUGACGUAAUUUCCAAUUAAGGAAACGGACAAUUCAUUUUGUGACAAUAAAUCAUGUUUAUGUAUGUUGUAAUCAAAGUGCUAGGCAAAAUAUCGUUAAAGUAAUAAUCAUGUUAAAAUUAACAUUCAUUUUCGAGAUUUUUUAUAUGUAUUAAAUAAUUAAGGCGCGUUAUGUAGAACUUAAGUACUUACCAAAUACCCCUGUUAUUUUUUUAAGCUUUAUAGUAUGGAGUUCGAUAUAACAUUUUGAAAAUAUAAGUGAACCCAGCCGACAUAGAAUAUUUAAUAUUGACUGUUGACUUGUCUCAAAACACAUUUAACAUCGAGAAAUGAAUGUUCAGCUGUCUCGGCGAACGACAUUUGACAUUUUGUAGAUAUAACAAUAACGUUGCAUAUUAAGAAAAUAAUAUACUGAAUUGCUCGUCGAACAAUUUGGAUUAUUAAGCUGGCUGGACAAACCACAGUCGACAUUCUGUAAAAUUAAAACUGAUUUAUCAAGACGAAAUUCAGCAUUCAGAAAAUUGGAAAUAAAAGUUGACAUGAAA
This is a messenger RNA of Mya arenaria, 3233 nucleotides long. RefSeq lists its product as uncharacterized. The coding region runs from base 2016 to 2630 and encodes 204 amino acids. The record is from RefSeq and is a predicted model, not a curated record. The transcript is spliced from 8 exons. NCBI's taxonomy places the organism in Eukaryota, Metazoa, Mollusca, Bivalvia, Myida, Myidae.